Messenger RNA from Aedes aegypti (yellow fever mosquito), 1548 nucleotides. RefSeq names its product UDP-N-acetylglucosamine transporter (gene Ugalt). Gene Ontology annotation, molecular function: UDP-galactose transmembrane transporter activity. NCBI's taxonomy places the organism in Eukaryota, Metazoa, Arthropoda, Insecta, Diptera, Culicidae. Gene Ontology annotation, cellular component: Golgi membrane. The transcript is spliced from 3 exons. The coding region runs from base 327 to 1385 and encodes 352 amino acids. The record is from RefSeq and is a predicted model, not a curated record. Gene Ontology annotation, biological process: pyrimidine nucleotide-sugar transmembrane transport.
AUGACGACCUCGCACACAAAACAAAAAACCCAUUUGUAAACAAAGCACGGCGCCCGCAAAAGCGUUUCUGUCAACGUAAUCAGUUUUUUUGCUGCUGGUUGGUGGUGGACAUUCUUGCAGUGCAGCGGUCAGCAGCAAUCAGGAGCGGAAUCAAAUUCGUCACAUUUAUCACAAUCUCAAGACGCCCACGCACCGACAAAUCAAAAGCUCAGCUUCCGCUCCACUUUCCGAUCAAAACUUCAACUGGAAAUGAUUCAAAUUUAGUCGAGUUACGGGAAAAAUAGCGAAGGAUAAACUGGUUUGUGUGUGACCUCAUUUGACUCGCAAUGAAGAUGGCUCCAAAAACCACCAGCAACAAUCUGAAGUACCUCAGCUUGGUGACGCUAACGCUGCAGAAUGCCAUACUGGGCCUUAGCAUGCGCUAUGCGCGAACCCGGCCGGGCGCAAUGUUCCUUAGUUCCACGGCGGUCGUGAUGGCCGAAGUGGUCAAACUGCUCACCAGUCUGGUGCUGGUGUUCAUGGAGGAGGGCAAAAGCGUCCGGCGGCUUCAGUCCGCCCUGCACAGCACCAUCGUGAAGCAACCGCUCGAUACGCUCAAGAUUUGCGUGCCCUCGUUUCUGUACAUCCUGCAGAACAACCUGCUGUACGUUUCGGCGUCGCAUCUGGACGCGGCCACCUACCAGGUGACCUAUCAGCUGAAAAUCCUGACGACGGCCGUUUUUGCGGUGAUCAUUCUGAGGAAGAAACUCUUUCCGACGCAAUGGGCCGCCCUGGUGGCGCUGGUCGUGGGAGUGGCCACCGUGCAGCUGGCGCAAACCGAUUCGAGUGGGACGGCGGCCUCCCGGCAGCAGCAUAUGCCAGGUGAACCGGAUCAAAACCGCCUGCUCGGCUUCAGUGCCGCCCUCGGUGCGUGCUUCCUGUCCGGCUUUGCGGGAAUCUACUUCGAAAAGAUGCUCAAGGGAGCGGACAUCUCCAUCUGGAUGCGAAACAUCCAGCUCAGCUUGCUCAGUCUGCCCUUCGGACUGAUCACCUGCUUCGUGAACGACGGCUCGAAAAUCACCUCCGAUGGGUUCUUCUUUGGUUACGAUGGCUUCAUUUGGUACUUGAUUCUGCUGCAGGCCGGAGGUGGCCUCAUUGUGGCCGUUGUGGUCAAGUACGCGGACAAUAUCCUCAAAGGUUUUGCCACGUCGCUUGCCAUUAUCAUUUCCUGUGUGGCGUCGAUGUAUCUGUUCGAUUUCAACCUGACGAUGCAGUUUACCUUCGGGGCCGCCUUGGUAAUUGCUUCGAUUUUCCUCUACGGGUACGACCCGAAUGCGGCCGCCAAGCAGAAGAUCAUCAAACUCAACCCGGACAGCCAGGAGCGACUCCUGGCGGAAAAGGUCUGAUCGCACGACGUAGUAUUAGAGUGGGCUAAGCUAAACAUUAUUUUAGGAUUAUUAUGUGACGAAAGAAAUGCAAUGAAAAAUUUAAGAUACUUAAAUUUUUAGAUCAAAGUUUACAGUUCAAAAAUAAAUGCAAUUUUAACGAAGCGGUCAUUGAACCACCAAA